This is a messenger RNA of Durusdinium trenchii, 1788 nucleotides long. The record is from the annotation of a GenBank genome assembly. NCBI's taxonomy places the organism in Eukaryota, Dinophyceae, Suessiales, Symbiodiniaceae.
AUGAGGUUCAAAAAUACCUACCAGUCUGGAUUCCUGUCCAUUCUCUACUCCAUCGGCAGCAAGCCUCUUCAGAUCUGGGACAAGAAGGUGCGCAAUGGCCAUAUCAAGCGCCUCACGGACUCUGACAUCCAAUCCAGCGUUCUGGAGAUCAUGGGGACCAAUGUGAGCACAACGUACAUCACAUGCCCGUCGGAUCCUGCGAAGACACUGGGAAUCAAACUCCCCUUCUUGGUCAUGAUCAUCAAGAACCUGAAGAAGUACUUCACCUUUGAGGUCACGGUUCUGGACGACAAGGAGGUCCGCCGGCGCUUCCGAGCCUCCAACUACCAGAGCACCACCAGGGUGAAGCCCUUCAUUUGUACCAUGCCCAUGCGACUAGAUGAAGGCUGGAACGCGGCGGUUCGCGAUGGAAUCAGUGCCUCGCUUGGAAAGCCGCGUUGUUUGGACGUGGCGUGGGUCCACGUGCUCGCGAGGAUUCAGUUCAACUUGUCGGAUUUCACCCGCCGCGCGUAUGGGACGAACUACAUCGAGACUUUGCGUGUGCAGCUCCAUGCCAACUGCCGCAUCCGGCGAAUCUACUUCAGCGAUCGGCUCUAUAGCGAGGAGGAGCUGCCUCCGGAGUUCAAGCUCUUCCUCCCAGUGGCCCAGAAGGCACAAGGUGCUUUGGCUCCCAGGGUGACCCUAGCGGACACUUGGAAGAAGGGCGCGCACGGGGUUUUCCGGGCGGGCGACCGGACCGAGGAACCUCAAACGGUCAUGAACCACCCAACGCCUCAAAAGGCGAAGACAGCUUUGCUUCUGCCUGACAAUGUGGCCACCUUGAUGCUUGGAGGCUACAAGGUGAAUGUCUCACAACACGUGGCCUUGAGCCCAUUGCAGCUGCAGCUCCGUGCUAUCUUCCAGGUCAUAGGUGCAGCCACUGGCUUCGUGGCCUACAAUGCGACUGGUCUCGACGCUCUUCAGUACACGAUCCGCAGCGGCUUGCUUGAAAAGGAGGGUCUCCAAGCCCAGUACGCCCCACAGACGCCCAGUACGACACCCGCCGUGGAGCAGGUGAAGUCUGGCCAAGCAGAUCUUUGCCAACUGGCCGUGGCCGCUUCCUUUGCCGAGCUCGAAAGGUCGACAGAGAAAACGGCGCUGGUGCACUUCGCUCAGAUCAAUGAGCGCGACGGCUUCUUUCUCGUAGGCCGCACGAAAGAUUUCCAGUGGAGAGACUUGGAGAACAAGGAGGUGCUGGUGGAUCAUCUCUUUCAACCUCUGGCCUUGAUGAAAUAUGCCUGCCAUUUGCAGAAUGUGGACUAUUCAAAGAUGAAGGUGGUUGACGCAGGCGGCCCAGAUGACAUGGAAGAAACCUUCCGCAAAGGACGAGGUGAUUUCGUCCACCUGCAGGGCCCUGCAGCCCAGAAGCUGGAAUAUGAGGGCAAAGGUGUGGUGGUUGCAUCGAUGGGCGAUGUGAUUGGACCAGUCGCCUUUAGCUCCCUUUAUGCCAAGAGGGAAUGGCUGAAGACGGAUGUGGCCAGAGCCUUCAUGCGAGCCUAUCGACAGGGCCGCGCAGCCACUGCGCAGUUAGCAGCGAAAGAAGUGGCGGAGGUCGUCCAGCCGUUCUUCUCAGAGGUGGACCCCGAAGUCUUGGUCUCCACCGUGGCCGUGUAUCAGAAGAUGGGCUGCUGGGAUGGCGAGGUGGAAAUUCCCAAGGCAACUUAUGAGAAGCUCCUGGAUGCCUUCCUCUACAGUGGUGUCAUCUCCAAGCGUCAUCCCUAUGAUGCCGCCAUUGCUGCAGUGGAGUGA